CCCACCACACGAUUUGUUGGUAGUUGUUUAAUGAGUCCUAUCCACAAGAACAAUAUGCAUGGUUCUUACUCGCUAGCUAGCUUUUUUGCAAUACCUUACUAUCCAUAAAAAUGACGGAGAAAGAUACAGUGCGUUUUGGCAUCCUAGGCUGCGCCACCAUCGCCAGAAAAUUAGCCAGAGCCAUUACUCUCACUCCCAACGCCACCAUCUCCGCCAUAGGAAGCCGCUCCAUAUCAAAGGCAGCAAAAUUUGCAGUCGAAAACAGUUUACCAGCCAGCGUAAGAAUCUAUGGUAGCUAUGAUGAGGUUGUGGAAGAUUCAGGUGUGGAUGCAGUGUACAUUCCUCUCCCAACGAGUCUGCACGUGAGGUGGGCGGUUGCUGCUGCGAAUAAGAAGAAGCAUGUGUUGGUGGAGAAGCCGGCAGCACUUGAUGUGGCAGAGCUUGAUUUGAUCUUAGAAGCUUGUGAGGCCAAUGGCGUGCAGUUUAUGGAUGGUUGUAUGUGGUUGCAUCACCCUAGGACUUCGAACAUGAAACACUUGCUUGAUCUUUCUAAUUCCGAUGGUAUUGGACCCGUUCAAUUUAUCCAUAGCACAUCAACAAUGCCAACAACUCAAGAAUUCUUGGAGAAUAACAUUAGAGUAAAACCAGAGUUGGAUGCUCUUGGUGCACUUGGUGACUUAGCAUGGUACUGCAUUGGUGCAUCCUUAUGGGCAAAGGGCUACAAGCUACCAACCACCGUCACCGCCCUUCCCGAUGUCACCCGAAACAUGGCCGGAGUCAUAUUGUCGAUCACAACUUCUUUGCAAUGGGACCAACCAAAUCAAACAGUUGCAAAUAUUCACUGCUCAUUUCAUUCUCACACGUCCAUGGACUUAUCUAUAAGUGGUUCCAAUGGGUCUAUGCAUCUUAAGGACUUCAUAAUCCCAUACAAGGAGACUAGUGCUUCAUUUGACUUCACAUUUGGUGCAAAGUUUGUUGAUCUUCACAUUGGAUGGAAUGUGAGACCAGAGGAAGUUCAUGUUGUCAACAAGCUCCCUCAAGAAGCUUUGAUGGUACAAGAGUUUGCUAUGCUUGUUGCAAGUAUUAGAGAUAGUGGCUCUCAGCCUUCUAUAAAAUGGCCAGAAAUUAGUAGAAAGACUCAAUUGGUAGUUGAUGCUGUGAAAAAGUCUUUAGAGCUUGGCUGCAAACCUGUUUCCUUAUAGCUAGGUAGUUUACAACAUCAUGCACAAUAUAUAGAUAUGUAUCCGGAUAAAAUUUGAUAAAAUAACUAAGUUUGUGUUUGGAUCUGUAGUUAGUUUGACAAAA
Medicago truncatula (barrel medic) is the source of this 1305-nucleotide messenger RNA. RefSeq lists its product as uncharacterized. Gene Ontology annotation, molecular function: nucleotide binding. Lineage: Eukaryota; Viridiplantae; Streptophyta; Magnoliopsida; Fabales; Fabaceae. The transcript is spliced from 2 exons. The record is from RefSeq and is a predicted model, not a curated record. Bases 111 to 1202 code for a protein of 363 amino acids.